Molecule: messenger RNA, 4364 nt
Organism: Colius striatus (speckled mousebird)
Lineage: Eukaryota; Metazoa; Chordata; Aves; Coliiformes; Coliidae
Gene: WIPI1
Product: WD repeat domain, phosphoinositide interacting 1
Exons: 13
Coding region: 40-1413 (457 amino acids)
Biological process (GO): nucleophagy; protein localization to phagophore assembly site; protein lipidation
Cellular component (GO): extrinsic component of membrane; cytosol; phagophore assembly site membrane
Molecular function (GO): protein binding; phosphatidylinositol-3-phosphate binding; phosphatidylinositol-3,5-bisphosphate binding
Source: RefSeq, a predicted model, not a curated record
GCCGGGUCGGAGCGGGGCCGGAGCCGCCGCGCCCGCUCCAUGGAGGCCGCGGCCGAGGCCCCGGCGGGGCCCGCGGCGCUCAGCUGCUUCUCCUACAACCAGGACUGCACCUCCCUGGCAAUUGGAACCACAACUGGAUACAGGCUUUUCUCCUUAAGUUCUGUGGAGCAACUGGACCAGGUCCAUGAAAGCAAUGAAAUCCCAGAUGUUUACAUCGUGGAGCGUCUCUUCUCCAGCAGCCUUGUGGUCGUGGUCAGCCAUGCCAAGCCACAGCAGAUGAAUGUGUACCACUUCAAGAAAGGGACAGAGAUCUGCAACUACAGCUAUUCCAGUAACAUCCUGUCCAUCCGCCUGAAUCGCCAGAGGCUGGUUGUUUGCCUGGGGGAGUCCAUUUACAUCCAUAACAUUAAGGACAUGAAGCUUUUGAAGACUAUUCUGGAUACACCUACAAAUACAACAGGUCUGUGUGCUCUCUCCAUCAACCACGCCAACUCCUACUUGGCUUAUCCCGGCAGCGCGACCAGCGGGGAGAUCGCGCUUUACGACGGAAACACUCUGAAAACAGCCUGUACGAUCCCUGCCCACGACGGGCCUCUGGCUGCUCUCGCCUUCAACUCCACUGGCUCCAAGCUGGCAAGUGCUUCUGAAAAAGGCACAGUCAUUCGUGUGUUUUCCGUUCCUGGGGGGCAGAAGCUGUGUGAAUUCCGGCGGGGGAUGAAAAGGUACGUGAACAUCAGCUCUCUGGUGUUCAGCAUGGAUUCCCAGUUCCUCUGUGCUUCCAGCAACACAGAGACAGUGCACAUCUUUAAACUGGAGCAUCUCACUGACAGCCGGCCAGAAGAGCCUCCAACUUGGAGUGGUUACAUGGGAAAGAUGUUCCAGGCUGCUACCAACUACCUCCCUGCUCAGGUCUCGGGCAUGAUGAGCCAGGAUCGAGCCUUCGCCACCGUCCGCCUCAACUUCUCCGGGCAAAGGAACAUCUGUGCCCUCUCCACGAUCCAGAAGCUGCCUCGGCUGUUGGUGACGACGUCAGACGGACACCUCUAUAUCUACAACUUGGACCCGCAGGACGGAGGGGAGUGUGUGUUAAUGAAGAAACACAGUCUGCUUGGCUCAGGAAAGAUGGAGGAGAACAAAGAAAACGACCUUCGGCCUCCAUUACCUCAAUCUUACGCAGCAACUGUAGCCAGACAAAGUACAGUGCCUUCAACUUCAACCAUGCCAGGUUACUCUGAGGACGGCGGGGCCCUGCGAGGAGAGGUCAUCCCCGAGCACGAGUUUGCAACUGGACCAGUGUGUCUGGAUGACGAGAAUGAGUUUCCUCCUUGUGCAACAAAAAGACAUUUAAAACCCUCAAAACUUGUGACAAAAUGGAAUCUUCAGGCACAGCCCACGCCACAGGGAUGGCUUUGAACUUGGACAGGCCGCUGGAGAAACAGCAGCACUCAGACCCAGCAGCUCCUCUGCGUUUGGAAACAUCCUGCCCUGACCCUCAAGCGACACUUCAGAGGCUCAGCUGUGAAAGAGUGAGGGAAAGCAGCUUCAGGCUCGCAUCAGAUCCGUUGCUGGUUGUUGAAAAGUGCCUCUUCAUUAAGCAGGAGGAGGGAUGGAUCAGAGGAGAGAGCAGCAGCUCGAGGACAGCUCAUAAAGAACGGCCUCAGCAAGAGCGAAGGCGGAUGGAUGCUGCCCCCCAUUGCAGCAGGACUGCGGAGGGAGCAAGAGGUUAAACAAGUGCACUUGUGUCUCUGCUUGCAUUGCUGGGCUGGAUUCAGCCUGCCCAGGGCUGCUGUGCAUCCCACAGAAAGAACUGUGGUGGUGCUGAGGUGGACAGCUAGAGGCUCAGGUGAGGAGCUGCAGUGCUGGAGGCGUGCUGGGAGGAGGCCGUGCUCAGGGACGCUGUGGGAUGGGAAGAGCAAACCCAUCCCCAGCUGCAAACCCCUGUGGCAAUUACAGCUCUUUCCUGGUUACCUGCUCCAGCAGCUGCCACUUCUCUGUGGGUUUUCCAGCACCAGUGAAGUUUCCAGCAGUGUCAGCUCUUGGUGUGUGGGCUUUGGGCCAGGCUCUGCUCUUGGGAGCUACUGCAGUGUCUCUCCCCACUACAGUCAGAACAGUUUUGGGGUAGUGCUGUGAGCAUUGACAAAAGGGAUCCUACAAGAUCCAGCAGCAAGAUGGACCUGAGGAAUGCAACCAGGGAUCUUCUUAAAACUCCUUGGAUUCAGUCAGGAGAGGUGAUUCCUUCCAGCAGACUGCUCAGUGCUUUCCCAGGCACGUGUGAUCCGUCUGCAUUGGCUGCACACCAAAGCCUCUCAGCCUUGGGACCAGAGCUGAUGUGAAGGCUUUACCAGGAGAGCCAGGCUUUACCAGGAGAGCCAUCUCAGUGGGGACUGUACAGUAGUCACCUCUUCAGAGGCAGCUUCCCCUUUGUAAAACACAUCUUUCUCAUGUCCCUUUUUGGCUACCUCCAAACUGUUUGGGCAACCUGCUUGCGCUGGCAAAGGCUGCUCCUGCCUGUAUGUGCCUGUGGCUCGUGCCCACAGCAUUGGUUAUGGGGUACACAGGGUGUGAUCCGUUCCCCCAGCAGUGAGCAGCAGCUCCUGGCUGCAGCUCCCACCUCCUCCCUGGCAGGAUGGGCAGGAGCCUGAGCUGAGCAGCCCUGGGCACCGCAGCCGCCCUCACCAGCCACAUGUUCAGUGUUGAGCCUCGUUUCUCCUGGAGGGAGAAAUCAGUGCUGUGAAGGGAGCUGCAAAACCCCCUCAGCUCCAAACCAUGGAUCCUAACACAAGCAGCCAGGCUGUAGAUGCAUCUUCACCUCGGUGGGAGCUGUGUUUGCUCCUUGCUGGGUGCUGUUUCACUCCUGUUGUGGCUGUGGGAUGCUCCUGAUUUGAAGUGAUCUGUAGCAGCUGCCUGUUAGCAGAGGAGAGGCCACAGAUCUUGCACUGAAGCUCUCCUGGUAGUUCUCUUUCAUGAGGGAUGAGCAACUUUAGCAGAACCUGAGCAGCCUCUUCUCCCUCACAGCAGCUCCUGCCCUGGUAACUCAGGCCUUUUGGGCAGCUGGGGCUUGCAGGAUUAAGCCCAGUCUACAGUACAUCAUCAAUCCAGUGCUAAAGCUUGUGCCUCAGACCUGAGGGUCCCAAAGCCCAAGGAGAGAGAUCCCAGGAGGAGGAGGAGGUGGCUCAGAGCCCUCCUGCAGCAGGGCUGUGGGGAUGGCAUCGUGCUGCAGGUGAUGUCUGGCAUGGCAGGGGACAUCUGGGCCUUGGUCCAUGGCUUGUGCCCACAGAGGGACCCAUCUGGGUGCUGCAGCAGCUCCACAGCUCUGCCCAAGCCUCAUCCAGGAGCAGCUGCACAUCUUACCCAGGGUCUCAAGCCUCAUCCAUGCCAUGGGUAGCACGUGGUUGUGAAGUGUGUGGUGUGGUGUGAUGUGGGCCAGGGCUCUUAGUGCUGCCUGUUGUAUGUCUCUGCUCUACCCUUUGACUCAAAGGUUUGCUGGUACUCGGGUUAAGCUUCCCCUCAGCUAACACAGCUUCACCCUGGGCUCCAUCUGGAGACCCCGGAGAGACACAGUGGUGCAUGGCACACACCUUCCCCUCCUGCAUGUUGGAGCUGAACUUCUGGGGAGGACUUGGUGAGGCAAAUGGACUUCACCCCUAAUACCUGAACUGCAAGCACAGCCCAAUGCCAGCCAGAGGCAAGCCACUCAGCACCAAGCCAGGCCUAAGACACACUCAGCACCAAGCCAGGCCCCUCCCGUUCCCAGGACUGUAAAUUAGGGGAGGGAGAGUGUAAACAACCAAAUCUGCCUUUGAAUGGCAAGUAAAACACUGCAGGACAUCCCUCCCCCUUCUUGAAACACCCCUUGCUGGGAAAAGAAGUAAGGCCGUUCUGUUUUGAUUUUGGUAGAUAAUCUUGUGCCGUGGAGGGGAGCCGGGCAAAGCCAAGAGGCCGUGAGGACACACAGCCCCACGCCUGGGAGAGCCACCAGCAAACAUCUCUGAGUCCCCAAGAUGAGAAAAGCCAGCAAGGCAAGGUGGGCCCCUGCUUGUCCUCCGGUACGUUUCGGGGCCUGGCCGGCAGCCCCGUGUCUGGGGUUGGCUCUGGGGGUGUCUGUGUGCUGUGUGGAACAAACCAGGGCUGAUGCAAAUGCUGACUUGAGCACAUUUGUAUGUCACCACCAUUUUAUAGACCCCUUUUUUUUCUAAUUUAUGCUGUUUCAUGUGUAUAAAUGUACUUACAGGAAGAGAUAUUAAACUUAUGUCUUUGUACAGUAUAUACAGAGCUAUUUCACCCAAGUACUUUUGCUGUGUUGGUAGAGAAGGUGCCAGUUGCUAUGUCUAAAGAGAGAAUAAAGCCACGGUCUGUCCCCAGCA